This is a messenger RNA of Colletotrichum godetiae, 816 nucleotides long. RefSeq lists its product as uncharacterized. The record is from RefSeq and is a predicted model, not a curated record. The transcript has a single exon. Bases 75 to 515 code for a protein of 146 amino acids. Lineage: Eukaryota; Fungi; Ascomycota; Sordariomycetes; Glomerellales; Glomerellaceae.
CAGGGGAGGUACGCACGUACCUUAGCUUAGUACCUGGCAGGAGCGCCAGAGGCUCCUACCCUGGUCCUGUCCUCAUGCAGCUCCUUCUCUCCUCCUCUCCACCUCAUCUCAUCUUUUUGUUUCUGUGCCGCCGUCUCCUUAACUUUCUCUUCUUCAUCCAUCAUCUUCCUCCUGUUCUCGCCUUGUCCUGCCGUUGCCCACCUCACCUCGCUUCUCCUUGCCUUGUCUCAGGACGCUCUCCAUCUCGUCAAUAUACGACGCAUUCGCCCGCCGUAGUUUGGGGCACGCCGCGCGCAUUGAAUGUAAAGAAGGGCGGGUUACAUCCGGCGAGAGCGUCCUAUCUCGUCCUAUUCUGCGGUGCGUUGCCUUGGCCCGGUCCAGGAUCACGAGGUGUACGAAGUACUGUGUGCGGAUACAUCAUACUCCUGUGCCUACUCCUGCGCACAGAAGACCGCCGAAAUACCUCGCCUUCGCUGAAUUUCAGUUUCCCUAUCGAGCUUUCGUCUCAGUCGUAGUCUCGGUUGCUCACAGCAUCUUGGUACCCGGAACGCCUGACCGGGCCGGUGUGUGUUUCCGCUGGCUUCGUCACACAGAUAUCCUUACUGACAUGCCCAUGAACCAGGGUUAGGUAGGAAGGAGGCAUCUCAUCUACCAAGUACUCCAUAUCUCUCUCUCUCUCUCUCCGUCUUUGCCCACACUCACAAUGGAAGGUUGACGUUAGUCUCCGCCGUUACGCUAACGUAGCGUGGCGUUGCAUUGGCCCAAGCUUGAUGGCAAGGUGUCUCGUUUUCUCCACGUCAGUCUGCCCUACCGCUA